CACCACCACAUCCACAUAGCGUCUCACCCCUCUCGCUCCUUCUGCAGGCUUUCCAGCUCGCCGUCUCUCCUCUCUCGCUGGCCUCGCCUGCUGCAUUACGCUCCUCCGCCGGCGCAGCAUGCCGUUCGACCUCGACGCGUGCAUCGCGCAGCUGCUGCAGAAGCAGCUGCUCGGCGAGGCCCUGCUGCGCGAGAUCUGCGAGAAGACAAAGGAGCUGCUGAUGCGCGAGAGCAACGUCGUGCAUGUGGCUGCACCCGUGACGGUGGUGGGCGACAUCCAUGGGCAAUUCUACGAUCUGAUCGAGAUCUUCCGGAUCGGCGGCUACUGCCCGCAUACGAAUUACCUCUUCCUCGGCGACUACGUUGAUCGCGGUCUGUUCAGCGUUGAGACCAUCUCGCUCUUGACGUGCCUCAAGCUGCGGUAUCCCGACCGCGUGCAGCUCAUCCGUGGCAACCACGAGAGCCGGGCCGUCACACAGACGUACGGCUUCUACACCGAGUGCACGCGCAAGUACGGCUCGGCCAAUGUGUGGCACUACUUCACCGACAUGUUCGACUUCCUCACGCUCUCCGUCGUCAUCGACGACCGGAUAUUCUGCGUGCACGGCGGAAAGUGCCUCUCGCCGUCCGUCCACUACAUCGACCAGGUCAAGAUCAUCGACCGCUUCCGAGAGAUCCCGCACGAGGGACCCAUGGCCGAUCUUGUCUGGUCAGAUCCGGAUCCUGACAAGGAGGAGUUCGCAAUAUCGCCACGAGGUGCCGGGUACACCUUCGGCGCGUCGGUCGUGCGGCACUUCCUGGAGCGCAACAACAUGUCGCACAUCCUGCGCGCGCACCAGCUCUGCAUGGAGGGCUUCUCCGUGCUGUACGACGACCAGCUCUCGACGGUGUGGAGCGCGCCCAACUACUGCUACCGCUGCGGCAACAUGGCGAGCAUCCUCGAGGUCGGGCCGAACGGCACGAAGCACUUCAACACGUUUGAGGCGGCGCCGGAGAACGAGCGCGACGGCCCGGCGCAGGCCGCACAACCAAAACCACAAGUAGAGUACUUCUUGUGACGACCCAAGACGGAGACAUCGGGCAGACGUAUGCUGCGCACAGCCCGCACAUUCAUACCCCGCGUUCAGCGCCAGACGAAUGCGCACAUUUACAGACCACGGUGACGUUGAGCCGCGAGACAG
Molecule: messenger RNA, 1180 nt
Organism: Tilletiopsis washingtonensis
Lineage: Eukaryota; Fungi; Basidiomycota; Exobasidiomycetes; Entylomatales
Product: Metallo-dependent phosphatase
Exons: 9
Coding region: 119-1057 (312 amino acids)
Biological process (GO): peptidyl-serine dephosphorylation
Cellular component (GO): FAR/SIP/STRIPAK complex
Molecular function (GO): protein serine/threonine phosphatase activity
Source: RefSeq, a predicted model, not a curated record